Molecule: messenger RNA, 3815 nt
Organism: Marmota flaviventris (yellow-bellied marmot)
Lineage: Eukaryota; Metazoa; Chordata; Mammalia; Rodentia; Sciuridae
Gene: Tmpo
Product: thymopoietin
Molecular function (GO): DNA binding
Source: RefSeq, a predicted model, not a curated record
UUGGCUGUAGUGUGUGGGCUGGGGUUGGUGCAGCCUCCCAGCCUGUCCGCACUUAGUCCGUAGUUGGGCUCGCGGCGCUUUUGUGCCCGCGUCUGGCCUCGCUUUGUGUCUGCGAGUUUUUUGCCGUGCCCCCGCGGCGCUCCUCCCGGGCGGGAGCCGUAAGGCUCGGAGGCGGCAGCGCGGCCCCCGGCCAGGAGUGAGCGCGGCGGUGUGAGCGGCGGCAGUGAGGCUGCGGGGAAGGGGACUAGUAGAUCCCGGAGAUGCCGGAGUUCCUGGAAGACCCCUCGGUCCUGACGAAAGACAAGUUGAAGAGUGAACUGGUCGCCAACAAUGUGACUCUCCCGGCCGGGGAGCAGCGCAAAGACGUGUACGUGCAGCUCUACCUGCAGCACCUCACUGCACGCAACCGGCCGCCGCACGCCGCGGGCGCCAACAGCAAGGGGCCCCCGGACUUCUCCAGCGACGAGGAGCGCGAGCCCACCCCAGUGCUCAGCUCCGGGCCCUCCACCGCGGGCCGCGGCCGCGCCACCGUCGGCAGGAAAGCAACAAAGAAAACUGAUAAGCCCAGACUAGAAGAUAAGGAUGAUCUAGAUGUAACAGAGCUCUCUAAUGAAGAACUUCUGGAUCAGCUUGUGAAAUAUGGGGUGAAUCCUGGUCCUAUUGUGGGAACAACCAGGAAGCUGUAUGAGAAAAAGCUAUUGAAACUGAGAGAACAAGGACCAGAAUCAAGAUCUUCUACUCCUCUACCAACAAUUUCCUCGUCAGCAGAAAAUACUAGGCAGAAUGGAAGUAAUGACUCUGACAGAUACAGUGACAAUGAAGAAGACUCUAAAAUAGAGCUCAAGCUUGAGAAGAGAGAACCACUAAAGGGCAGAGCAAAGACUCCAGUAACACUCAAGCAAAGAAGACUUGAGCACAACCAGAGCUAUUCACAAGCUGGAGUAACUGAGACUGAAUGGACAAGUGGAUCUUCCAAAGGCGGACCUCUGCAGGCAUUAACUAGGGAAUCUCCAAGAGGGUCAAGAAGAACUCCAAGGAAAAGGGUGGAAACUUCACAACAUUUUCGUAUAGAUGGUGCAGUAAUUUCAGAGAGUACUCCCAUAGCUGAAACUAUAAUGGCUUCAAGCAACGAAUCCUUAGUUGUCAAUAGGGUGACUGGAAAUUUCAAGCAUGCAACUUCUAUUCUGCCAAUCACUGAAUUCUCAGACAUACCCAGAAGAACACCAAAGAAACCAUUGACGAGAGCUGAAGUGGGAGAAAAAACAGAGGAAAGAAGAGUAGAAAGAGAUAUUCUUAAGGAAAUGUUCCCCUAUGAAGCAUCUACACCAACAGGAAUUAGUGCUAGUUGCCGCAGACCAAUCAAAGGGGCUGCAGGCCGGCCAUUAGAACUCGGUGAUUUCAGGAUGGAGGAAUCUUUCUCAUCUAAAUAUGUUCCUAAGUAUGUUCCUUUGGCAGAUGUCAAAUCAGAAAAGACAAAAAAGGGACGUUCCAUUCCCGUAUGGAUAAAAAUUUUGCUGUUUGUUGUUGUGGCAGUUUUUUUGUUUUUGGUUUAUCAAGCUAUGGAAACCAACCAAGGAAAUCCUUUCUCUCGUUUUCUUCAUGAUGAAAAUAGAAAAUCCACCUGAAUUAUAUCACUUUGGCACAUUCAACUUGGUCUCCUAUUUUUAAUAACUAGAAAAACAUUUGUGUAUAUUUGUUGACUCAAGAACUAAAAAUAAUGUGAUUUCACUUCAAAUUUAAUAUUCCAUGGAAAAGCAAACAAGAUAUCUGAAUGAACUUCAUUUAAAUGUUUUGGACUUUGGACUAGUGGGAGAUCACUUUGUGCCAUAUGGAUAAUCUUUUUUAGCUCUGGAACUUUUUGUAGGCUUUAUUUUUUUAAUGUGGACAUCUUAUUUCAUUUUUGGGAAAAUAUAUUGUUUUGUGUAUUUGGAAAACAAGGGCAAAACAUGGUAGUAUAAUGUGAAAUUACACAUUUAAAUACUUUGAAUUCUUACAGAAAAGAUUAAGAAUUAUUCUCUGCUGAAUAAAAUUUUACAGAGGUGGAACAUUGAAAUUUGAUAAGAGAAAGUAAUUUGGUUGUACUUUUGUAACUGAAACAGAUUGACAGUGUUUAUGAGGGAAAGUACAGCAAUAAUCUCUUCUGUAACUUAUUGAUAGUAAUGUUGCUAUUGUAGCCCUAUCAUACUCACUUUUUAAAAGAUUUCUAAUAUCAUGAAUGUCCUCUUUCAGUAAGACCCAUUUAAAUACAAUUGAUUUUUAGCAGGGAUCUUUUAGGGUGACAUAAUACUUGUUUUAGAGAACUAGCUGGCUGUACAUAUUAGCUAGCUAGAAGGCUAAAAUUGGAAAUUUGUACUUUUUAUUUACAACUGAAGAUUCUGUCAAUCCAAUUUACUACCAGAAUUUUUUUUUUUUUUUUUUUUAAGAAAAGUAAGUGAGUGUAUGUGUUUUGUUUAAAAGUUAGAAAUUUAAAUACUGGUGUUGUUCCAUUUGGAUUAUUUGUUGCAUUGUCUUCUAUUACCAAAAACAAACUUUUGCCAAGUGUUUUUUCCCCCCCUAUAUUUCCAGCUAUAGUUUGAUUAAAAAGUAAAAAAGUAUUUGCUUUUAAACUACAUACAAGUAGUAGUUAAAGUUGUAAACUUUCAGUGCAAAGUGGGCAUUAUGAUUUUGUAUACUCUUGAAUUAUGGUUAGCUUUAUCUUUGUGGUUGAUUUAUUUUAACUUUUUAGCUAAAACUUACCUCAUGUAUAACUUGGUUGCAUAAAAUUGUAGGUGAUGGAAAGAAAUUUCAGUAGAAUCAGGUAAAACAUAAAAACUUUAAACUUAAUCAUUUGAUUUGCAACUUUAUCGUCAUUGACCAUAAAGCACACUAAAAACAUAAGUUAUUUUUAAAAUACCAUCCAAAAUAAAAGAUAAUUUUAACAAAGGAAGAAAUUGAAGGUGUAUUUAGACCACCAAACUUUUUGUUUGAACUAGCACUAUUCUGAUUUUUAGAUUUUAGGUAUUUUGUAGACAUUUUUACUGAACUUCUGCAAAUCAGACCAGACACACUUAUAGGUCUGAUUCUGCAGAGGCACUCAUAGAUCUGAAAAGCUUUCCUCUUUGAAUUAAAAUGUUGCUUUGAGAUGAGCCACAGAGGAGGCAUGUUUUACUUGACAUUUAUGUAAGAUCAGUUCUCUAAUAGGAAAAGUAUGGUCCAAAAUAGCAAAAGGACUGGGUAAAACGUGUACUCUUUUUUAAAAAAACAAACAUGUAUUUGGUCUUUUGUCUGUGUCUGUUUUAUUCCACUAGAGUAAAUGUGUCUUUGUUGUAAACACAAAGCAUUUCUUCCUGAUUAAAUCAUAGAUGUAGAUUUACAGUAUAAUUCAAUAAUAAAAAAAUAAUUAACCUCUAGUUUUGUUGUUGCAAUAUAUGAUUUUUAGAUAGCUCAAACAGUAAGAUUUCUAGGUAAAAUUUCUCGUGUAUUUAUGGAUUGAGUUUUAGUUCUCAUUUCAGUCUAUUCCUAUGUGUGUUACUUCUAAUUACUGUAGUAAUCAGGUCCUCAUUUGUUCAUAAGUAAGCAAUGUACGUCCAUUAUAUCUGCAGAAUGAUGUUAAGUCUCCCAUUUACUCUCAAUACUAGCCCCGACUUUACUGUUGUUAGAACUUAUCUGUGACACUCUUGCAUUGAGACUAAGCCAAAGUAGUCACUGUUGUAUUCAUUGUGGAAUCGUGUCCACAAGAUGAAAGUGCUGUUGUUACAUCUCUGAUUUGUGUCUCCAAUGGUGAUCUUAUUAACAAUGGUUUUUAAAGUAAUAAAUACACUAUAAUUAAUUGGAAA